CUUGUAUUUUAAACAUUAGACUUUAAUCGUUUGCUUUUUUUUCUGUUUUGAUUCUGGGUUUUAAUUAAAGUUGCAAGAUGAACCUUUCACUUUUCAGUUUUCAGUCAACAUUAUCAUGACACAGUUGAUCAUCAGUUUGUAUCAUAAAUCAUUUUAUCAACUAUAAUUCAUCUUAUUACUUUGUGCGUUUGUCAUUAGUCUUUCAUUUGAUUAACAUUUUUCCUCUCAUCAGAAACAGGAGGAAACAGAUUAGUCUUGUUAUAAAUGAUAAUUAAUAAACAUCAGUUGAAUAAAUUUUUGCUCCAUGUUUGCUGAACAUAAAAUUGAAUCCAUUUCAAAAUGAUUGAACCAAGGAGAGAUGGAAGAAAAUGAUUUGAUUUUGGGCAAAAAAUUGAAAUCUUUUUGCGCUCGCCUUUCUUGAUCGGAUGUUGAUCAAAUUGAAAUAACCAUGGCCAUAUAGAUGUUGUUGUUGAUGAAGAUAUUUUUGUUCAAGUUUAAGACUAAGUUCAGUUUGAUGAUGAAAAUCUGUGAAUACAGAUGAGUAGAGAUAGAAAAGAGCAGAUGAAAAAGAAGCUGCAAAAAGAUAGAAAUGAUGUUGAUGAGCUGAAUAGGAGGAGGAAAUAAAGGAGGAGUUAGGAACUUUGCCUUUUUGUGAUGACUCGUUGCCCAAAAACAAAGAUGAAUACUGUAAGGACUGAAAUUCCUAACUCCUCCUAUUCAGUUCAUCAUCAUCACCAUCUUCUGUAUUCGCGUUUUUCUUUCUCUCUCUCUUUUCCAUCUUCUUAUUUUUGAACUACAUCAAACGGAACUUAACGUAAAACCAUAACAAAAAUAUCACCAUCAACAUCUUCGCCAUCAUCAUCUUUUAUCCAUUUCCUUUCUUCGUUUGCUAUUUUGUUGUAUUUUUUCCUCCUUUCUAUAUGGUUAUUUCAUUUCAACAAUUUAUUCAACAUCACCAUCCAAUUUUGUCUCCUUAUUUUUGCCACUGAAUGUCCUUUGAAAAUGUUUACCGUCCUUCUUCUUGAUCUAUCCAUUGUUUCCAUUGUGACCAUUUACUGUGAUCGUCUAUUGUGACUGUCCAAUAUCCAUCCAUUGAAUAAUUAUUGCCUUUGAUUGUAAAUCAGUUGAAAGUUUAGUGAAUUAUUAUGCAAAUCAAAUUGUCUUCCAAUAAUAUGAGUGAUGAAAUGUCAACAGAGGAAUCAGUAAAUGUUUCAAAGUGCAACGAAUCUCAAUUGGUUACACUAACACCAAGCUCAUCAUCAACCUCUGCUUCUCCAUCAACAAAUGGAUCUUCAUCUUCUUCAUCCUCGUCCUCUUCUUCAUCAACAGCCUCCUCGUUAUCCUCACCAGCAAACGGAUCAAAUGUAAUUUCGUUGACAAUCUCUUCAGUUCCCAAGUCAACUGACAACAGGAAAUCAUCUAAUCAUUCGGAUCAACUGGCUUCUUCAAUUAAUGAUGCAGUGACCAAAGUUUUAAAAGGAUAUGAUUGGACUUUAGUGACAACCAAGAGUCGACCAACAACUUCAUCCAAGCUCAAGAUUCACGUUAAAAGGCCAAUGAAUGCUUUCAUGGUUUGGGCUCAGGCUGCAAGAAGAAAACUUUCAGAACAAUAUCCUCACCUUCAUAACGCUGAACUCAGUAAAACAUUGGGAAAACUUUGGAGCAGAGUUCUUGGGGAUGAUGAGAAGAAACCGUUUAUUGCUGAAGCUGAGAGAUUAAGGUUUAAACACAAGAAAGAUUUUCCUGACUAUAAGUAUCAACCAAGACGCCGAAAACCAGUUAAAUCCAAUGGUACAAAUGGUCAUAAUCGAGGUUCAUCAUCUUCAUCAGCUAACCAUGAUAGUUCAUCUGGUAAUAUAGCUUCAUCGUCUAUUGAUUCACCGGGAUCAAAUUCAUUGAGUAAUCAAACUCUGGCUGAAGAUGAUGAUAUAUCUAGAAGUCCUAUCUCACGUCCACCAAGUGAACCUUCAUCAAAUGGAUCAUCGUUUGGCACAGAUGCUCUUUCUCAUCACGCUCAAUCUGCUCAUUUAGCUAAUCAAAUUUCUCAUCAUCAUACUCAUCCACACUCUCACCUCCAUAGUUCCGUUCAUCAUCACAAUGAAGACUUACACAAUCAAGCUUCAAUGUUACGUGAAAAUGGUGACAUUGAUGAUAAUGAGAGCAAUAAUAUCAAUAUUAACCCGUUAUCGAUGUCUACAUUUGUUGGUAAUCCUUCAUUCUCAUCGCCAUCUUCUUCAUCGAUUGGAAUACCGUCUUCAUCCUCUUACCUGACAAACUAUUCAUUAUCACGUCCUUCAGGAUACAAUCAAAGUCCACCCACACCACCCACAACACCUCAACAACAAGGCCGAUACAGUGGUACUUAUGGAUUGAUUGGUAAAGAUCAAGCAGCUAACCAUGGUUAUGGUGAAAUUAUUUCUCGAUCAAGACUAAACAAUGGACAAGCUUCAUCACCAUCUACAUCGUUCCACCAUCAAACUUCAUCAGGUGGUCAUAGUGAACCUUUAUUAACAAUCGCAUCAUCCUCUUCGUCUAAUUUACUAGAAACAAACUGUUCAUCUUUAAUCAAUGGUAACAAUCAAAAUCAACAUCACAACUCACCAUCAUCUAAUAGCUAUCAUCGUCCUCAAUCAGUUUCUAACUCUGUGCUUGGGUCAUCAUCGUCUGGUUCAUCAAAUUUGAAUAACUCAGCUGAUUGUAACAAUGUUUUUGACACCAACUCUGGGUUGAACAAUGGAAACAACAAUAGCGAUUCUGAUAACAAUAAUGAAAAUGGUAAUAUCGAUUCAACAUCUUCAUCAUCCUCAGCAACAUCAACCGUAACAUCAGUUGCACCAUCAACUCAUCAUAUUGAAGCUUACAUGCAUCUUCUUGGACCACAUCCGCCAUCCUCGCCAUCUCACCAUGCUCAUCAUCCACAUCACCAUCAUCACACUUUUCACCCUCACACACAUCAUCAAAUUUCUGGACCUGGUUAUCCUCAUUUGAGUAGCACUGGUUGGAGUAGAUUUGUAUCUGAUUACCAUCACAAUUCAGUUUAUCCACCAACAAAUCUCCACUCUCAUCAUCAUGAAGGAAUGAAUUCCACAGGCAGUUCAAUGGGUGCAACAACUUCCACAUCGAGCCCUGUUAACAACUCUACACCUUAUAUUGAUGCAACCCUUUCUUCCCCUGAUCAUAAUAAUACAUCUUAUUGUGCAAAAGCUUCUGCACUAUCUUCAAGUAUUUUUGCUGGGAUGGCUGGAUGGCCUCAUCCUGAUCCUUUUACUGAUGGCUUAUCAAUAACAGGUAGAUCAUCAUCGUCCACUUCAUCAACUGGUCAACUUGACAUGUCUACAAAUGGAGCCUCAAACUAUGGAUCAAAUCAUCCAUCCUUGGGACACUUUUUACCCACUCCAAGAUAAUAUACAUAUCUUUAUUUAUAUUACUAUAUUCACAAUCCAUUGGCUCUACUUAUAAAAUUAAUAAUCGAAUCAUCAAUUGCCUUAAACUUCAUUCAUUUUCAUCUUUCACGUCCACUUUUUUAUUUAUAUACUUGUAUUGCAAUCUUGUUGUUCACCUUUCUCAGAUGCUAAUGACUUGAAACGAACAAAGUGACCUUUUUAUUGUUUCAUCUUUUCUUUCCUCAUUCAUUAAAAUUAAAUAUAAAACAAUUAGUGAUUUUA
Tetranychus urticae (two-spotted spider mite) is the source of this 3665-nucleotide messenger RNA. RefSeq lists its product as uncharacterized. The record is from RefSeq and is a predicted model, not a curated record. Gene Ontology annotation, biological process: morphogenesis of an epithelium; negative regulation of transcription by RNA polymerase II. Gene Ontology annotation, cellular component: nucleus. Gene Ontology annotation, molecular function: DNA-binding transcription factor activity, RNA polymerase II-specific; RNA polymerase II cis-regulatory region sequence-specific DNA binding. Lineage: Eukaryota; Metazoa; Arthropoda; Arachnida; Trombidiformes; Tetranychidae.